AUGGCAUCCACCGAACACCAAAACGGCGACGCCGUUUCCCAUCCUAAGAAGAAGCUAAAGCCCUGUAAUUUCAUCACUGAGGCCGAGAUCCAGUCGGAAUUCUCCCACCACGACACCGCCGUGGCGCGCCUCAACAACGGCGCCUUCGGCUGCUGCCCGGCCUCCGUCAUCGCCGUGCAGCGCGACUGGCAGCUCAAGAACCUCCGCCAGCCGGACCACUUCUACUUCAACGACCUCAAAAGCGGCCUCCUGCACUCCCGUACCAUCAUCAAGGACCUGGUCAACGCCCACCACGUCGACGAGAUCUCCCUCGUCGACAACGCCUCCACCGCCACCGCCAUCGUCCUCCAGCAGGCCGCCUGGGCCUUCAACGAAGGAACCUUCCAGAAGGGUGACGUUGUCCUCAUGCUCCACUACGCCUAUGGCGCCGUCAAGAAAGCCAUCGAGGCCUACGUCGCGCGCGCCGGCGGCUCCGUGGUCGAGGUCCCCCUCCCCUUCCCCGUAACCUCCAACGACGAAAUCGUCCGCGAGUUUCGCAAGGCGGUUGAGAAGGGAAAGUCCCGAGGUAACAGAAUCCGCUUGGCUGUUAUCGACCACGUGACUUCCAUGCCCAGCGUGGUCAUUCCCCUUAAGGAGUUAGUUACCAUCUGCAGGGAGGAGGGCGUGGAGCAGGUUUUCGUGGACGCGGCGCACGCGAUUGGGUGCACGCGCGUGGAUAUGCAGGAGAUUGGCGCAGAUUUCUACACCAGCAAUUUGCACAAGUGGUUCUUCUGCCCUCCUUCUGUGGCGUUCCUCUACGCACGUGCGUCGCCCAAGUCACGUGACCUGCAUCACCCGGUGGUGUCUCACGAGUACGGAAAUGGGUUAGCGGUGGAGAGUUCUUGGACCGGGAAUCGGGACUACAGUGCACAGUUGGUGGUUCCUGCUGUUAUGGAGUUCGUGAAGAUGUUCGAGGGUGGAAUCGAAGGCAUCAGAAAAAAGAACCAUGAGGUUGUGGUUGAGAUGGGGGAGAUGUUGGUGGAGGCUUGGGGAACGCAUCUUGGGAGUCCUCCUCAUAUGAGUGCUAGCAUGGUGAUGGUGGGUUUGCCUCCAUGUUUGGGGAUUUUUAGUGACUCUGAUGCUCUGAAACUUAGGACGCGAUUGAGAGAUAAGUUUGGGGUUGAAGUCCCCAUUUAUUUUGCUGGAGGAGAAGAUGGGUCUGUUACUGCCUAUGCCCGAAUUUCUCGUCAGGUUUACAACAAACUUGAGGAUUAUAUCAAGUUUAAGAAUGCAAUUGAUGAACUUGUGCGUGAUGGCUUCACUUGUGCUCUUCUUUCUGAUUGA
Molecule: messenger RNA, 1323 nt
Organism: Sphenostylis stenocarpa
Lineage: Eukaryota; Viridiplantae; Streptophyta; Magnoliopsida; Fabales; Fabaceae
Source: the annotation of a GenBank genome assembly